This is a messenger RNA of Talpa occidentalis (Iberian mole), 812 nucleotides long. RefSeq names its product chymotrypsinogen B-like. The coding region runs from base 1 to 792 and encodes 263 amino acids. The transcript has 7 exons. The record is from RefSeq and is a predicted model, not a curated record. Gene Ontology annotation, molecular function: serine-type endopeptidase activity. Gene Ontology annotation, biological process: proteolysis. NCBI's taxonomy places the organism in Eukaryota, Metazoa, Chordata, Mammalia, Eulipotyphla, Talpidae.
AUGGGAUUGUUCUGGCUUCUCCUCUGCUUCACCCUCAUCGGGGCCUCCCCUGGUUCUGCGGCCUCUGCCAGUGAACCGGAGCUGAGCAUUGUACCCAGGAUCAUCAAUGGCACAGACACCACCCCUGGAUCCUCACCCUGGCAUGUGAUUCUGAUGACUGCUACUAGUGUCCAGUUAUGUUGGGGCUCCCUGGUCAACGAGAACUGGGUGAUCACUGCUGCCCACUGCAACAUUACGACAUCUGACUUGGUUGUGGUUGGGAUGUAUGACAGACCCUCAGGUAGGAAUGACAUCCAGAUCCUGAAGAUUGCUCAGGUUUUUAUAUACCCCCAUGUGUACUGGAGUGUUGUUGACAACGACGUCGCUCUGCUGAAGCUGGAAAGCCCUGCCCGCUUCUCCACCACAGUGUCCCCUGCAUCCCUGCCCACAGCUUCCGACCGCUUCCGCCCUGGGCGCCAAUGCUUCACCCUGGGCUUUGCGCCAAGGCACCCUAAUGCCAGCAAUCAAGCCAAGAUUCUGCAACAAGCUAUGAUGUCCCUCCUCACCAACACCGAGUGCAGGAAGCACUGGGGCAGAAUAAUCACUGAUGCCAAGAUCUGUGCCAGGGGCAAAAGUGUUUCCUGCUUGGAAGUCGACUCUGGAGGACCCUUGGUCUGCAGGAAGAAGAAAGUCUGGUCCCUGGUCGGUGUCAUUUCAUUUAUGAGUGAAACCUGCCCCACCCAGAGACCUCUGGUGUUCACCAGGGUCACUAAAAUCGUACCGUGGAUUCAGGAGACCAUGGCCAACAACUGAGCCCUGAUCCUCGCAUUCCU